Messenger RNA from Lineus longissimus, 3352 nucleotides. Its product is annotated as dynactin subunit 5. The transcript is spliced from 6 exons. Gene Ontology annotation, cellular component: dynactin complex. NCBI's taxonomy places the organism in Eukaryota, Metazoa, Nemertea, Pilidiophora, Heteronemertea, Lineidae. Bases 66 to 617 code for a protein of 183 amino acids. The record is from RefSeq and is a predicted model, not a curated record.
GGAUAGGUGGCGCUGCAGUAGACUUGAAAAAUUAUUUUUGAUGUGAACAAAAUACCUAUUUUACCAUGGAACUUGGUGAUAUUUACUACAGCAAGCCUCAAUAUAUAGAAACUGCUUCUGGAAAUAAAGUUAGCCGGCAGUCUGUGUUGUGUGGGAGUCAAAACAUAGUUCUUAAUGGAAAGACAAUCAUUAUGUCCGACUGCAUCAUCAGGGGUGACUUGGCCAAUGUCAGGAUUGGUAGACACUGUGUGAUCAGUGGUAGAGCAGUCAUCCGUCCACCUUUCAAAAAAUUCAGCAAAGGUGUGGCAUUCUUCCCACUUCAUGUGGGUGACCAUGUUUUCAUAGAGGAGGAUUCGAUAGUUAAUGCUGCGCAAGUAGGAUCUUAUGUUCACAUUGGAAAGAACUGUGUUAUUGGGAGAAGAUGUGUGCUGAAAGAUUGCUGUGCUAUUGCUGACAACACUGUUUUACCUCCAGAAACAGUUGUGCCUCCAUUUACAGUAUUUUCAGGGUCACCUGGUGCAUUUACCGAGGAGCUUCCUGAAUGUACGCAAGAUCUGAUGAUCGAACUGACCAAAAGUUAUUACUCGCAUUUCCUACCCAUCGUGGAAGCAAAAUGAUGAUCAGGAGUUGUGCUGAUUGUGAAAGGUUUAGCACUGCCAUGACUGUCUAUCCUUAACUGUUGCUAGCUAUUAAAGAUUGAUCCCCAUAGUAAUUACUUCAUCUCUAGAUCUAUGCUUUGAGUGUUCCUGUUGGUGCUGGACUGAGCUUGGAGAAUAUAGCUUUAGGAUGUCAUGCAGUAUUCUUCGGGAUGAGGCUUAUAGUGCGAGACUAUGCUACAUUCUGGGGAAACUCCAUCAUUAUUUGCUGCCUUUUGUUAUAAGUUUGGACAAUGGAAUCAUUUCUGUUGCUGUUACAGUUGCAGUAGGCUAUUAGGCACAUCAUGUGUGAUUGCUGUUGCUCUCAUGACUGUUGCAAUAGGCUAUUUUGGCACAUCAUGUGUGAUUGCUGUUGCUGACAUGACAGCUGCACUAGGCUAUUGCUAUUUGCUGCCUUUUGUUAUAAGUUUGGACGAUGGAAUCAUUUCUGUUUCUGUUACAGUUGCAGUAGGCUAUUAGGCACAUCAUGUGUGAUUGCUGUUGCUGUCAUGACAGUUGCAAUAGGCUAUUUGGCACAUCAUGUGUGAUUGCUGUUGCUGUCAUGACAGUUGCAAUAGGCUAUUUGGCACAUCAUGUGUGAUUGCUGUUGCUGACAUGACAGUUGCAGUAGGCUAUUAGGCACAUCAUGUGUGAUAGCUGUUGCUGACAUGACAGUUGCAGUAGGCUAUUAGGCACAUCAUGUGUGAUUGCUGUUGCUGACAUGACAGCUGCACUAGGCUAUUCGGCACAUCAUGUGUGAUAGCUAUUGCUGACAUGACAGUUGCACUAGGCUAUUGUCAUGUCAGCGACAGCCUAAUACAUGUUGGAAACGACCUAGCCGUUGAUUUACAAUGAAUAAUACAAAAAGACAGUGUUUAGGUUGCCAUGACAUAUUUUGCAAAGAUAUUGUUCAGUGGAACCUCCCUUAUAGCAGACACCUCUCAAUUAAGGACAACCGCUCUAUUAAGGACACUAGUUUCUGUCCCAGAUUGGUUGUUUCCAUUCAAUUUGACCUCUCUAAUCAGGAGACGUCUCUAUUAAUGACAGCACUUGUCAGUCCCGAGUGGUUCUACUGUAUUUGCUUUGCUUCACUUAUCAAAAGGUAAAAUCAUUGAAAUAGGAAGUGAUAUGGCUGAGACUUGUAAAUAAUACUAUCUGUACAUUACAUUGUAAUUUAUUUAAAUAUUGUCUCUUGGCUGCUGAGGUAAAAAGAUAUAUCUAUCGCAUAAUGAGUGUCAUGCAGUGGAUGUGAACCGAACUCAACUUAACAAGCUUUUUGUCUAUUACUUCUGAAGUCUGGGACUUAAAGAAGUACACCGUUCGUAAUACUUAUGAUCCAGUUGUAUAUAAAAAUCCACUAAUACACAAUGCUGUAAUGCAGUUGUUGUGAAUUCAAAUUUUUUAAAACUUGGUAUUCAUAGUAUUUGUAUAUCAGUAUACACAAUGUAACUUGUCCAGAAUGCUGUAAUGCAGUUAUUGUGAAUUCAAAUUUGUUUAAACUUGGUAUUCAUAGUACAGUAGAACCUCUCUAUUAAGGACACCCUUCGGACUGACAAGUGCUGUCCUCAAUAGAGAGGUGUCCUGAUUAGAGAGGUCAAAUUGAAUGGAAACACCCAAUUUGGGACCAAAACUAGUGUCCUUAAUAGAGAGGGUGUCCUUAAUAGAGAGGUGUCCGCUAAGGGAGGUUCUACUGUAUUUGUAUAUCAGUAUACACAAUGUUACCUGUCCAGAAUUUAAUUCUGGACAAGUUACAUUCAUUCAAAAUGUUAUGUAACACACUUGACAUUUCAUGUAAAAGCCAUGUUGAUUGGUUAGUCUAUUGUACACUUUCCACAGAAAGCAAGGUGAAGCAGCCAAUCACAUUUCAACUUUCAUAAUGACCACGGUACUCUCUUGUAAACAACUUGCAAUUUUUGUAAACAACUUUCAUCAUGUCAGUGAAACAUUCACCGUCAUGUUUGAACUGCCAUGUAAAUUUUUAUUUACAGUGAUUUUAGUAUUUAAGGAAUAAAUUUCAAAAAACUGAUUUUCUCAUCCUUGGAAGCGACCGCGCCUAAUUUGCAUAAAUUAUGCAGAUAAGCCAUGGAUUUUUAGUUUCUGAAAAUCUUUCAUGUAUUGUUAUCAUGAAUUAAUAAGGGUUAUAUGAUUUUGAUAUUUGGUUUCUGGUCCUUUUUUGAUUGGCAAAAAUGUGGUAAAAUGGACGUUAAUGGGUGUCUGCAAUGUACAUAAAAGGCUCUUCUUUGUACAGUAGAACCUCCCUUAGCGGACACCUCUCUAUAACGGACAACCUCUCUACUAAGGACAUUAUUUUGGUCCCAAAUUGGUUGUUUUCAUUCAAUUUGACCUCUCUUAUCAGGACACCUUUCCAUAAGGAGAGAGGAAUUCUCUGUCCUGAGAGUGUCCUUAAUAGAGAGGGUCUUUGAGUUGUCUACAUCAAUAACCCUUACACUGUAUGAAGAUUAUGUAUUGUAGAAAUUUUAUUGCUGCUCAAGAGGCAUAUGAAUUAGAUAUCAAAACACGAAAUAUAAAAUUAUCAUGAGUGGAUCUUGAAAAAUGUUCUUGUUGUAGCUUGUAGUGCUGAUUAACAAUAUUCUUUUUAUGUAUCAUAUGCAUACUUAAGACUAAUCAAUAUACCAACUUAUGAUGUAAUAAACCAUACUUAUCAGUGAACAGAAUUAACAAAUCUUGUUAAGUUUUUAAGUUUUAACAUGCUCUUU